Molecule: messenger RNA, 9615 nt
Organism: Branchiostoma belcheri (Belcher's lancelet)
Lineage: Eukaryota; Metazoa; Chordata; Leptocardii; Amphioxiformes; Branchiostomatidae
Product: fibrillin-3-like
Exons: 74
Coding region: 31-9615 (3194 amino acids)
Biological process (GO): establishment or maintenance of epithelial cell apical/basal polarity; heterophilic cell-cell adhesion
Cellular component (GO): protein-containing complex; plasma membrane
Molecular function (GO): calcium ion binding
Source: RefSeq, a predicted model, not a curated record
CAGAACCCUUCCACGGGUUCUCUCCUUGGCAUGAAGUCGAAUCCCCUGUCUACUGUGAAAGUCGACUAUGCCGUCACCAACCGGGGAGACCACUUCGAGACCGCCAUCCGUAUCAUCACGCUUCUCAUCCACCUGGGCUUCCUCGUGGGACUGUACAUACAAGUAUGGCAAGCGUCAAUGAGAUUGUUCCAAAAACCACCGGACCCGUGCGCCCCUAACCCAUGCCGGCAUGACGGGCUGUGUUUGGAGGGACAUAACGGGUACUACUGCGUCUGUAAGGAAGGAUGGACCGGCAAGAACUGCACUUUGAACAUAGAUGAGUGCGCGUCCUACCCGUGUGAAAAUGGCGGCACGUGUCGGGACAGGAUAGCAGGGUACAUGUGCGACUGUGCAGACGGCUGGGACGGCAUCCACUGUGAGAUAAACAUCGACGAAUGUUUUUCCAACCCCUGUCAACACAACUCCACAUGCCAUGACGGUGUUGACGGUUACAUGUGCGAGUGUGCGCCGGGAUGGGAGGGUGUGCACUGCGAAAAUAAUACUUUUGAAUGUGGUUCGGACCCGUGUGAGAAUGGGGCCACCUGCCAUGAUGAGGUGAACUACUACACCUGUGAGUGUGCACCUGGAUGGGAAGGAACCCACUGUGAAAUCAACACCGCGGAAUGUUCUUCCGGUCCAUGUCAGAAUAACGCGACUUGUCACGACCAUGUCAACUACUACACUUGCGAGUGUGGGCCUGGAUGGGAGGGAACACAUUGUGAAAUCAACACAGAUGAAUGCGCGUCUAACCCAUGUCAAAAUGGUGCCACAUGUCACGAUCACGUGAACCAUUAUACCUGCGAAUGUGCUCCGGGAUGGCAAAAUACACAUUGUGAAGAAAACACAGACGAGUGUUCAUCCUCCCCCUGUCAAAACGGAGCGACAUGCCACGACCAUGUCAAUUCCUACACCUGUGAGUGUGCUCCGGGUUGGCAAAACACACACUGCGAGGAAAAUACUUUUGAAUGCGGGUCCAAUCCGUGUGAAAAUGGGGCCACCUGUCACGACCAUGUGAACUACUACACCUGCGAGUGUGCGCCUGGAUGGGAGGGAACCCACUGUGAAAUCAACACAGAUGAGUGUGCCUCCAUCCCCUGUCAAAACAACGCCACCUGUCAUGACUGGGUGAACUACUACACCUGCGAAUGUGGGCCUGGCUGGGAAAACACCCACUGUGAAAUCAACACAGAUGAGUGUGCAUCCGGACCAUGUGAAAACAACGCCACCUGUCAUGACUGGGUGAACUACUACACCUGUGAAUGUGGGCCUGGAUGGCAUGGGGUCCAUUGUGAAAUAAAUACAGAUGAGUGCGCAUCAGGACCAUGUAAGAACAACGCCACCUGUCAUGACCAUGUGAACUACUACACCUGUGAAUGUGGGCCUGGAUGGCAUGGGGUCCAUUGUGAAAUCAACACAGACGAGUGUGCAUCAGACCCAUGUCAGAACAACGCCACCUGUCAUGACCAUGUCAACUACUACACCUGUGAAUGUGGGCCUGGUUGGGAGAGUGUCCAUUGCGAGAUCAACACUGAUGAGUGUGCAUCUGAUCCAUGUGAGAAUGGGGCCACCUGCCAUGACUGGGUGAACUACUACACCUGCGAGUGUGCACCUGGAUGGGAGGGUGUUCACUGUGAAAUCAACACAGACGAGUGUGCUUCAGACCCAUGCCAAAAUAACGCCACCUGCCAUGACUGGGUGAACUACUACACCUGUGAAUGUGGGCCUGGUUGGGAAGGAGUCCACUGUGAGAUAGAUUCUGGAGAGUGUGGCUCGGAUCCAUGUCAGAAUGGUGCCACCUGUCAUGAUGGCGUCAACUUCUACACCUGUGAGUGUGCACCUGGCUGGGAGGGUGUUCACUGUGAGACCAAUACUGAUGAGUGUGCAUCUAGUCCGUGUCAAAACAACGCCACCUGCCAUGACCAUGUGAACUACUACACCUGUGAAUGUGGUCCAGGCUGGGAAAGCACCCACUGUGAAAUAAAUACGGAUGAGUGUGCAUCAGACCCAUGUCAAAACAACGCCACCUGCCAUGACUGGGUGAACUACUACACCUGUGAAUGUGGACCUGGAUGGGAGGGUGUUCACUGUGAGAUCAACACAGAUGAGUGUGCUUCCAUCCCAUGUCAAAACAAUGCGACAUGUAACGACUGGGUCAACCAGUACAACUGUACAUGCCAACCAGGAUGGGAGAGUGUCCAUUGUGAGAUAAACACCGAUGAAUGUGCAUCAGAUCCCUGCCAGAACAACGCCACCUGUCAUGAUGAAGUGAAUCAGUACUGGUGUGAGUGUGGGCCUGGAUGGAAUGGAACUCACUGUGAAAUCAAUGUGGAUGAGUGUGUAUCAGAGCCUUGCCAGAACAACGCCACCUGUCACGACCACGUCAACUACUACACCUGCGAGUGUGUGGGAGGGUGGAAGGGCAUCAACUGUGAUGACAAUAACGACGAGUGUGGGUCCAACCCGUGUCAGAACAACGCCACCUGCCAUGAUCUAGUGGAUGCCUACAGAUGUGAGUGUGGUCCUGGCUGGGCAGGAGUUCACUGUGAAAUAGAUAUCUUUGAGUGUGGCUCAGACCCUUGUCAGAACAACGCCACCUGUCAUGACUGGGUGAACUACUACACCUGUGAAUGUGCACCUGGAUGGGAGGGUGUUCACUGUGAGAUCAAUACAGACGAAUGCUCAUCAAACCCUUGUCAGAACAAUGCCACCUGUCAUGACUGGGUGAACUACUACACCUGUGAAUGUGGGCCUGGAUGGGAGGGUGUUCACUGUGAAAUUGAUACCUACGAAUGCGGAUCCGACCCAUGUCAGAACAGCGCCACCUGCCAUGACUGGGUGAACUACUACACCUGCGAAUGUGCACCUGGUUGGGAGGGUGUUCACUGUGAAAUAAAUACUGAUGAGUGUGCAUCAGACCCAUGUCAGAACAAUGCCACCUGUCAUGACUACAUCAAUUUUUACACUUGCGAGUGUGCCCCUGGAUGGCAGGAUGUCCACUGUCAAACUAACACAGAUGAGUGUGCUUCAGGACCAUGUGAAAACAACGCCACCUGUCAUGACUGGGUGAACUACUACACCUGUGAAUGUGGGCCUGGAUGGAAUGGCACCCACUGUGAAACAAAUAUCAAUGAGUGUGCAUCCAACCCAUGUCAGAAUAACGCCACCUGCCACGACUUUGUGAACUACUACACCUGCGAAUGUGCACCUGGAUGGGAGGGUGUUCACUGUGAAAUCAAUACAGAUGAGUGUGCUUCAGACCCAUGUCAAAACAACGCCACCUGCCAUGACUGGGUGAACUACUACACCUGUGAGUGUGCACCUGGAUGGAACGGCACCCAUUGUGAAACAAAUAUUGAUGAAUGUGCAUCUGAUCCGUGUCUGUACAAUGCCACUUGCCACGAUGAGGUCAACUAUUACCGGUGUGAGUGUGCGCCUGGAUGGGAUGGACUGUAUUGUGAAAUAAACAUAAAUGAGUGUGAGUCUGACCCAUGUCAGAACAAUGCCACCUGUCAUGACCAUGUCAACUACUACACCUGCGAGUGUGUGGGAGGGUGGAGAGGAAUCAACUGUGAUGACAAUACCAACGAGUGUGACUCUAACCCCUGCCAAAACAACGCCACCUGCCAAGAUGAGGUGAACCAGUACACAUGUCUGUGCAGCCCUGGGUGGGAGGGCACACACUGUGAAACAAAUACCAACGAAUGCAUGUCAGAUCCAUGUCAAAACAACGCCACCUGCCAUGACUGGGUGAACUACUACACCUGUGAAUGUGGACCUGGAUGGGAGGGUGUUCACUGUGAAAUAAAUACCAAUGAAUGCAUGUCAAAUCCCUGUCAGAACAACGCCACCUGUCAUGACCAGGUGAACUACUACACCUGUGAAUGUGCACCUGGAUGGGAGGGUGUUCACUGUGAGACCAAUAUCGAUGAGUGUUCAUCUCAUCCAUGUCAAAACAACGCCACCUGUCAUGACUGGGUGAACUACUACACCUGUGAGUGCGACUUAGGAUGGGAGGGUGUCCACUGUGAAAUUAAUACAGACGAGUGUACUUCUGGGCCCUGUCAAAACAACGCCACCUGUCAUGACCAUGUGAACUACUACACCUGUGAAUGUGGGCCUGGAUGGGAUGGUAUACACUGUGAAAUUGAUGUAGAUGAAUGUGCAUCCUUCCCCUGUCUGAACAAUGCCACGUGUCAGGACUAUGUGAAUGGCUACAUGUGUGUGUGUUCUCCUGGGUGGGAGGGAGUGCUGUGUGAAACAGACACAAACGAGUGUGCUUCUGAUCCAUGCUUGAACAACGCCACCUGUCAUGAUCAUGUCAAUCACUACACCUGCGAGUGUGCGUCUGGUUGGGCUGGGGUCCAUUGUAGUGAAGACAUUGACGAGUGUCAGUCUGGUCCAUGUCUCAGUGGAGCUACUUGUGUGGAUCAGGUAGAUGGUUAUGUCUGUGACUGUCUUCCUGGCUGGGAGGGAGUCCGCUGUGAAAGUAAUAUAGACGAGUGUGCAUCAGAGCCAUGUCAGAACAAUGCCACAUGCUGGGAUGAUGUCAACUCCUACUUCUGUGAAUGUACAAAAGGCUGGGAAGGAGAGCACUGUGAAAUAAACAUACAGGAAUGUGUCUCAAACCCUUGUUGGAACAACGCCACAUGCCGUGAUGAUGUGGCAGGUUAUACCUGCAUCUGUCUGCCAGGAUACGAGGGCGUAGUAUGUGAAACUGAGACAGAUGAAUGCAUUUCCACCCCCUGCCUGAACAAUGCAACCUGCCACGACCUGUUAGCUGCCUACACUUGCGAGUGUGCCCCAGGAUGGGACGGGACCCACUGCCAAAUCAACAUAGACGAAUGUGCGUCCCAGCCGUGUUACAACGGUGCCACCUGUCGUGAUGGCAUUAACAGCUUUACUUGUGAAUGUCUUCUCGGAUGGAAGGGAGUGCAGUGUGGGGAAGAUAUAGAAGAAUGCUUGUCUGACCCAUGUCAAAAUGGAGCAACAUGCUGGGAUGAUGUCAAUGGCUACUUCUGUGAGUGUUUGCCUGGGUGGAAUGGCGAACACUGCGAAAACAACACGGACGAAUGUGCGUCCAACCCCUGUCAACAUGACGGGACCUGUACAGACCUGAUAAACGGGUAUAAAUGCACCUGUACUGAGGGAUACACUGGCAACAAUUGUCAAAAUGAAACCAUAGAAUGCACCUCUUCACCCUGUAGAAAUGAUGGCACCUGUAAUGAACAUGUAGGAUAUUAUACUUGUGACUGCCUUCCUGGUUUCACUGGAUACACUUGUGAAAUAAAUAUCGAUGAAUGUGCGUCAUAUCCAUGCCUGAAUAACGCGACCUGUACAGACAAUAUUAACAGUUACCACUGUAACUGUACUCCUGGAUGGGAGGGGACACACUGUGAAGACAGUAUUAAUGAGUGCCUGUCCAGCCCAUGCCAGCAUCAGGGCACCUGCCUUGACAGACAUCUAAACUACACCUGUCUCUGUACUCCUGGGUACUCUGGGUCAAACUGUCAGAUAGACACUGACGAAUGUGCGUCCGAUCCUUGUCAAAACGGUGGCACCUGUCAUGACCGCAUCAACAGAUAUAUGUGUGAGUGCAGCCCAGGUUGGGAGGGAGUGCACUGCCAAAUAAAUACGAAUGAGUGUGGGUCUGGGCCAUGUCAAAACAACGCCACCUGCCAUGACUGGGUGAACUACUACACCUGUGAAUGUGGACCUGGAUGGGAUGGGGUCCAUUGUGAAAUAAAUAUAGAUGAGUGUGCAUCCAGUCCAUGUCAGAACAACGCCACCUGUCAUGACUGGGUGAACUACUACACCUGCGAAUGUGCACCUGGCUGGUACAGCGUGAACUGUGAUGCUAAUUCUGAAGAAUGUGCCUCGGACCCUUGCAAAAACGGUGCCUCUUGCAUAGAUGCCGUUAACGCUUACACGUGUCAGUGUCUGCCGGGAUGGGAGGGCGUGCACUGUGAAAUCAACACGGAUGAAUGUGCCUCAGACCCGUGCCAGAAUGGGGCAACCUGUCAUGAUCGUGUCAAUGAGUAUUCAUGCGAGUGUGCACCAGGGUGGGAGGGCGUCCACUGUCAGGACAAUACAAAUGAAUGUGGCUCGGACCCGUGUCAGAACAAUGCCACCUGUCAUGACUGGGUGAACUACUACACCUGUGAAUGUGCACCUGGAUGGGAGGGUGUUCACUGUGAAAUCAACACAGAUGAGUGUGGUUCUGAUCCAUGUCAGAACAAUGCCACCUGUCAUGAUCAUGUGAACUACUACACCUGCGAAUGUGGGCCUGGAUGGGAGGGCAUUCAUUGUGAGAUUAAUACAAACGAGUGCGUCUCCAACCCAUGUGAAAACAAUGCCACCUGCCAUGACUGGGUGAACUACUACACCUGUGAAUGUGCACCUGGAUGGGAGGGUGUUCACUGUGAGAUCAACAUUGAUGAGUGCAGCUCCAGUCCAUGUCAGAACGGUGCAACAUGUCAUGACCACAUCAACUUCUGGACCUGUAGCUGCUCACCAGGCUGGUUUGGACUGGACUGUGGGGAUAAUUCCAAUGAGUGUGGCUCAGACCCAUGUCAAAACAAUGCCACUUGUGUGGAUCACGUCAAUGCCUACAGCUGUCAGUGUGGGCCUGGAUGGAACGGCACCAACUGUGAAAUCAAUAUUGACGAGUGUGCCUCCAAUCCUUGUCAAAAUAAUGCCACUUGCCAUGACUUUGUGAACUACUACACCUGUGAGUGCAACCCAGGAUAUGAUGGCAUCCACUGUGAGAUAGACAUUGAUGAGUGCAGUUCGAAUCCAUGUCAGAAUGGCGCAACUUGUCAUGACCACAUCAACUUCUGGACCUGUAGUUGUAUGCCAGGCUGGUUUGGACUGGACUGUGGAGAUAAUUCCAAUGAGUGUGAGUCCGACCCCUGUCAGAACAACGCCACCUGUGUGGAUCACGUUAAUGCCUACAGCUGUGAGUGUGGACCUGGAUGGAACGGCACAAAUUGUGAAAUCAAUGUUGAUGAGUGUGCCUCCAGUCCAUGUCAGAACAACGCCACCUGCCACGAUCACAUCAACUACUACACCUGUGAAUGUGAUCCAGGAUGGGAGGGUGUUCACUGUGAGAUCAACACAGAUGAGUGUGUCUCGGGCCCGUGCCAGAAUAACGGCACCUGUAGUGAUCAUAUCAACAGAUACAGCUGUGCUUGUGUGCUGGGGUAUGUUGGGGUCAACUGUGAAAUAGAGGUUAUUGAAUGUUCAUCAGAUCCAUGUGAGAAUGGAGGCACUUGUCUGGACAACAUCGGGUUCUACGUCUGCACAUGUGUUCCUGGGUAUACUGGAGUACACUGUCAAAUCAAUAUUGAUGAAUGUGAAUCGUCCCCCUGUGAAAAUGGAGCCACCUGUGUGGAUGGAGUGAACGGGUACAACUGUAGCUGUACAGAAGGCUGGGAGGGAACACACUGUGAGACAAGCAUAGAUGACUGUGCUUCCGUUCCGUGUCAGAACAACGCUACCUGCUACGAUGGACACAUCAGCUACACCUGUAACUGUACUGUCGGCUGGGAGGGGUAUGACUGUGAAAUAAAUACAGACGAGUGUGCCUCAAAUCCUUGCCAGAAUGAGGGGAAAUGUGGGGACCAACACAACAGCUACAUCUGUUCCUGUCCGCUGGGCUGGGCAGGCGUCCACUGCGAAAACAACACUGACGAAUGUGCAUCAAACCCGUGCCAGAACAAUGCGACGUGCCAUGAUGGUCUGACAUACUUUUACGAGUGCGAAUGUGCGGCAGGAUUUGAGGGGGUCAACUGUGAGAUCAACACAGAUGAGUGUGGAUCACUCCCCUGUGAAAAUGGCGCGACCUGUGAGGACCAUGUGAACUACUACACAUGCCAGUGUGUGCCUGGAUUCAAGGGUGUCAACUGUCAAACAAAACGAGAGUGUGAUGUGAACUACUGUAGGAACGAUGGCGAGUGUUUUGCAGUGGAUGAUGAUGAGUACUACUGUACCUGUCCCUGGGACUGGACGGGGAAGGACUGCGAAAUAUCCUUCAUUGGCUACAAUGUUGAGACAGGCUGGGAGGUUGGCGACAGCAUCACCACUGGAAGCUGGUCUGGUGGGAGCGUGGCGGAAGUCUGGGACAACUGUUUUCAGCCGGACAGUUUCCCGUUCUCGACAAACGGGCAGUGUUCAGGACACCGUGAUGGCGGUCAGGCAGUUUCGGACCGAAGGAAGCACUCAGGCCGUCUGUCCUGGCAGUUCAGGAGGGGUAGUCUUGAGCGAGGCCCAGGGACGCCCUUUUCCCCUCCCCUUCGAGUAAAAGUUGGGCGAACGGACGGGAAUUAUACGGGCGAAGCAGACUCUUUCUACGCCUCUCUGUGGUUCCGUGCAUCCAGGAAUAUCGGAGACGGUUCCAGAAUUGCGAUUUGCGCGGGAAAUCCAUCCGGAACGCUACGAGCGUCCAACUACGUCGAGGUGUAUGCAAGGCAAUCAGGAGUCGUCGUAAGGACCGCAGAAUCGUUUCCAAACUACACGUACUGUGCCCAGACGCGAAGUUGUGGCUAUAACGCACAGUUUCUCGACAUUUUAGACUACCUUGAAAUCACGCCACCUCUAGAGUUGGGCAUUUGGCACCACAUUGAAAUGACACUGAAUGCCAAACCUCUUGACUACCUAGACGAAUGGCACUAUUUGAUAGAUUCAGUACACACACACAACGGAGCAUUUCUAGGGUACACGGUGGAAAACGACUGGUUGUUAGGAGACAGCAUCACCAAUAGCAACUGGACGGGCGGGGCCAUAGCCGACGUUCUGGAAGACUGUUUUCAGCCGGACAACUUUCCUUUCAAGACAAACAAUAGAUGCAUAGGUGCGAGGGAUGGAGGCCAGGCCAUCUCCAACAGGCAGUACCACUCCGGUAGGAAGUCCUGGCAGCUGAGGCGUGGGGACCUGUCCCUUGGGAAGGGAACCCCGUUCUCUCCCAGUCUGUCCGUGACAGCAGGACGCAUGGACGGGGAAUAUACCGCCGACGUGGACGCUUUCUACGCCUCGUUCUGGUUCCGUGCUACAAGGAAGAGAGGCGACAGUUCCCGUAUCGCCGUCUGCGCGGGGAAUCCGGACGGGACGCUCCGGGCGUCAAACUACCUCGAACUGUUUGCCACAACCAGUGGCGUCAUCGUGAGAACAGCAGAAACGUACCCAAACUACACAUACUGCGCGAGAGUGAGAAAUUGUGGCUACAGCGCACAGUUCCACUACGUACAGAUCACCCCGCUGCUUAAACUGGACACCUGGCAUCGCAUAGAGAUGACAUUCCAGGCCAGACCAGCUGAUUAUGCAGACGAGUGGAGUUAUGUCAUCAACAAAGUCUUCACUCACAGAGGAGGGGCGUACUUCCAAACAGCCCGGUAUGACCAGAGUUGGCCGUAUGAGUAUGUCAAUAGACUCAAGUUCCAACCAAGACACCCCAAUAGAAACCCUGCCUCCAAAGGAUUUUAUUUUGAUGACAUUUACUACAAGGCCUUUAGUUCAUCAGAUGUGAAUUCAACAGCAGUAGACGAAUAUGGGACAUCAUUUGAAAGAUAUCCAUUAUAUUAG